This is a messenger RNA of Arachis ipaensis, 1968 nucleotides long. The record is from RefSeq and is a predicted model, not a curated record. Lineage: Eukaryota; Viridiplantae; Streptophyta; Magnoliopsida; Fabales; Fabaceae.
UUGCAGUCCAAUUUCUCUGAACAUCGUUAAUCUUUCUGUGCAAGUCUUUUAUCUUUUCUAAACACGAAGGACGGCUUCUUGUUGAAUUAGAAUAAAAGGUUUCAAGCUGUUUGUUUUGAAGAUAACAUCCCUAUAACUAUGAUUCCAAGCCAGUAAAAAACCGCGUCAAAUAGCAAAAAGCUCACAUUUAAGGAUGUUAUUUUCAGGAAUAGAGUCUGAGCAACCGAGUAACCAAUUGGCUAGAUUAUCCAGAAUCAAACACCACCCAAAACCUCCAACAUUGUCCCUAUCCCUGAAGCUUGCAUCACGAUCCACUUUGAAUAUAUUUGAAGGUGGAAGUUGCCAUGCACUCAAAUUCCUUUGAGUAAUUUGAAAUUGAAAAAAAAAUAAUAAUAAUAACGAUCCGAGUGUCAAAUAAGAUAAACCGCCUUUUUCUUGCUCCAAGGUUCACUUGCAUUGAAAACUGCAGUGUUUCGAUCCUUCUAAACCCAUCAAAUUUCAGCUGAAAAAAAAAAUCAUGAUCCUUAAGCUGUUUGAAGGCUUUUUCUGAAAUUUAAAUUGCUAUCUAAGAAAAAUAAAUUAGAUCCAAGGCUUUUCCAAAUUUGUGAAGUCUUUAGAUAGAACCUAAGACAGUGAUUAAUAGUUUCUAUUUCAAGUUGCAUCAUGUAAAAGGGAAAGGGUGGAAUUGUAAUUUGAGGCAUGAGGAGCUGGGUAGUUGGUUGUUGACUGAGUGGCUCCCUUCAUUUAUUAUUUGCAUUCAUAUUCAAAAACGGAACGGAACAAAGCGGAUGUGACGUUGGAAUCCAAGUCAAGAAGCCAUGGAGGUGAUGCGUCACUGUUCAAGGUUCCUUCUUCCUCCCAACAGCAACGAUACUCGUUGUAUGAGGUACGCUCUUGUGGUCCUCAAUCAACGUCUUCCUAGAUUCGCUGCUCUCCUUUGGGACCACGCGCAGGUGCGAGUGUGUGCUGAUGGAGGUGCCAACAGGGUGUUUGAUGAAAUGCCUCUUCUCUUCCCUCUUCAACAUCCUUCCCAAGUUCGCUCCAGGUACAAGCCAGAUGUAAUCAAAGGCGACAUGGAUUCUAUCAGGAAAGAUGUCCUUCAUUUCUAUACAAACCUUGGGACAAAGAUACUUGAUGCUUCUCAUGAUCAGGAUACUACCGAUUUGCACAAAUGUGUAGCAUACUUACGUGACCUAACAACACCAAAUACUGAUGAAUCAGCUUUGUGUAUUCUUGUUGCUGGAGCUCUUGGUGGGAGAUUUGACCAUGAGAUGGGAAAUAUCAAUGUUCUCUGCCGAUUCUCCAGCACACGAAUUAUCCUUCUAUCUGAUGAUUGCCUUAUUCAGCUUCUUCCAAAGAAUCACCGCCAUGAGAUAGUUAUUCAAUCUUCCGUCGAGGGUCCGCAUUGUGGACUUAUUCCCAUUGGGAUGCCAUCUGCAAGUUCUACCACCACCGGACUCCAGUGGGACCUCAGUUAUUGACAAAGUUCAGGGAAAAACCAAGAGCUGUGCAGAUCGCAAGCCACCUAGCAUGGGUCGUGGAAGGGGUACCUGGUUGGAGAUAUCAACUUUUCAUUAUUUUCUUUUCUUUCCAAAUUGGUUCCUGAAAGUUGGAUCUUGUUAUGAAUAUCAUCCAAUGUCUUUGUCUUUGCUUUGUUUGGUAGGCACAGGGCGAGGUAGAGGUUGAUUUGAACAAGUUAAAUGAGAGAUUUCAGAUGGGCCAGUUUGGUACUUAUUUAGAAGCGCUUCUGCCUCUUUUUAUUCCUAUCAGCUGCAAAUUCACUGUCCUUUUCCCUAUACAUCCUUGGAUUUUAGUAUUGGAUGUCUUUCUUUGUUGCUAUCAUAUUAAUUAAGGAAGCUUCUAGGCCUUCCUUAUUAUUACUAUUGAAAAACUAGCUUUUCUUUAUUUUCCCCUCAAUGGAAAAGUCAUUGAAGAGCAAUGUGUUAAAAUUUUAGAUGUGUUCCAUCA